Messenger RNA from Eleginops maclovinus (Patagonian blennie), 2923 nucleotides. RefSeq names its product b(0,+)-type amino acid transporter 1. The record is from RefSeq and is a predicted model, not a curated record. Gene Ontology annotation, biological process: amino acid transmembrane transport. The transcript is spliced from 6 exons. Gene Ontology annotation, molecular function: L-amino acid transmembrane transporter activity. Gene Ontology annotation, cellular component: membrane. Bases 1077 to 2507 code for a protein of 476 amino acids. Lineage: Eukaryota; Metazoa; Chordata; Actinopteri; Perciformes; Eleginopidae.
AUUAUAUACAUCUGCAAUUAACUCUGAUACAAUUUUCAGAUUGUAGAUCUAAUUAUAUCUGUUUAGUUUACUCAUUCUUUAUUGAUUUUGUUGGGCAAUUAAUCAAUCAUUUAUCAAACAAGACUGCUUUUAUAAACAAGAAUAAUCACAUCCAGAUAAGGGAUUGCUCAAAAUGAGAUUGGAAUCAAGAGAUUAAAAUACAGUUAAACAACUAAAGUUGAGUUAAUAUAAAAACAAAAGCAAACGUUGAGCCCUUUUUAUUUUCUACUGACAGAUGUGGGAAGUAACUAAGUCAAUUUACUCAAGUACUGUAAUUUAGUACAAUUUUGAGAUACUUACACUUCACUUAUGUAUUUCCAUUUUAUGUUACUUUGUACUUCUACUCCACUGCAAUUCAGAGGUCAAUCGUGUACUUUUAAUCUAAUACAUUUAUUAAAUACCUUUAGUUACUUUGCAGAUUUGGAUAAAUAAAGUGAAAUAUAAUGAACCCUUAAAUCAGACUUUAGUUCAGCUGGAGUAAAUGCAGCAGCUACCCUGCAGUAUACAAAGCCAUUAAAACUAGCUGCACCUUUACCAGCUCUGAGAACACUUUAAUGAUCAGUAAUUAUAAAACAUAUCAGAGAUAUUAUUCUGAAAUGGACCAAUCUGCAUACUAAGUACUUUUACUUUUGGUACUAUAAGUAUGUUCUGAUGCAAAUACUUUUAUUUGAGUUGCCUUUUCAAUGCAGGACUUUUACUUGUAACAGAGUAUUCCUGCACUGUGGUACUUCUACUCAAGUACAAGAUCUGAGUACUUUUCCCACCUCUGACUCAGGUGUCUUUGAGCAGGUAAUUGUUGGUGAAUAGAGUUACCACUGCUGUUAUAAACAAGAAUAAUCACAUCCAGAUAAGGGAUUCCACAAGAUAAGAUUAGAAUGAAAAGAUUCAAAUACUGUUCAAAAGUGUAACACCUUCAGUCGAGUUAAUAUAAAAUCUAAGGAAUACUUUGAGCCCUUUUUGUUAUCUAUCAACUAAAUUCUUCAGUUGCCGUUGUCUGCCCGUUACAUCUACAGUGUGUUCCCAAUCCUCUCUCCAAUAUGACCAUGAUGGACGAGGAACAUAAAGUCCUGAAAAUGAAACGGGAAAUUGGGCUGAUUGGUGGUGUAUCUCUAAUAUCAGGAACUAUGAUCGGAUCUGGUAUAUUCAUGUCCCCUCAGUUUGUACUUGGCUACGUUGGAAGCCCUGGAGCAAGUCUGGUGAUCUGGGCUCUCUCUGGAGUUGUAGCUAUGUUUGCAGCACUGUCCUAUGCAGAGCUUGGGACAGUGAUCCGGGAAUCUGGUGGGGAAUUCAUCUACAUACUGAGGAUCUAUGGUUCAUGCCCUGCUUUCUUUGCAGCAGUCACUUUUGUCGUGGUUGUGAAGCCAUCUGGCAUUGCUGCAAUGGCGAUUAGCAUUGCAGAAUAUGCACUAGCACCUUUUUAUAUGGGCUGCCAACCUCCUGAUCUGGUUGUGAAGUGUGCUGCAGCUGUGGCUAUACUUAUCGUCGCCAUAAUCAACACCUUGAAUUCCCGGAUUGCCGUCAGAAUCCAAGUGGUGUUCUUGGUUGCCAAAGUGCUGGUAUUGACAUUGAUCGUUAUCGGAAGAAUAGUGAAGCUCAUACAAAGCAACAGUGUCAUUGUAGAAAAUUUGAAAGUUGAGAAUGCAUUUAAAGGCACUAAGUACUCUUUGGGCACUCUGGGAAUGGCUGUUUAUCAAGGACUCUGGUCUUAUGCUGGCUGGUACAACUUGAACUAUGUCACUGAGGAGUUAAAAAGACCUGAGGUGAAUCUCCCCAGAGCGGUUGUGAUAGCCAUUUCUCUGGUGACUGGCUUAUACCUGCUGGUGAAUGUGAGCUACUUGACCGUAAUGACGCCAAAAGAGCUCAUGUCCUCAAGCGCUGUAGCAGUAACCUGGGGGAACAAGGUGUUAGGAAGCUGGGGCUGGAUCAUGUCUGUGGCCGCAGCGUUGUCUGCUUUCGGCUCACUGAAUGGGACGUUCUUUAGUGGGGGCCGUGUGUGCUUUGUUGCUGCCAGGGAAGGUCACCUGCCAGAUAUCCUAGCUAUGGCUCACGUCCGCAGACUGACUCCAUCUCCAGCACUGAUCUUUACCACCGUGGUCUCUCUUCUGGUGCUGAUCCCCGGAGACUUCCAGAACAUUGUCAACUUCUUCAGUUUCACUGCCUGGUUUUUCUAUGGCAUCACCCUUUCUGGACUUGUCUAUCUGAAGAUUAAGAAGCCGGAGCUCCCCAGGCCAUACAAGGUUCCCAUUAUAAUCCCCAUCCUGGUCAUCAUUGUGGCAAUAUUCCUUGUUCUCGCACCAAUCAUAGACAACCCUCAGAUAGAAUACCUCUAUGUGUCUUUAUUUAUCCUCAGUGGAGCUAUAGUGUACAUUCCCUUCAUCCAUUACAAGCUCUGCCCAGGGCUGCUGACCAAGCUCACAGUGUUUCUGCAGCUCUUCUUGGAGGUGGCCCCGGCAGAGAAAAACCUGUGAUAUUGGCGGAAAAAUACAGAAGAAAAAGCUGCUUUUCCAGUUUUGUCACUUGUGCCUUUUUUUUUAGCUGUUUUUUGCAUUUUUUAGCGACUUAUCUCAUUCUCAUCUUUGACUUUAAGCACUCAGAUAUGUUUUGUGUUUUUGCACAGCUGCAUUUAGCUGAUGCGAGCACAAAAUAUGAGUCGCUGGACAGCUUAUGUACCUAAACACCUGAGAAUUCCUGUGUUUAUUUUCAUUUUAGUUUGUUAUAAAUCUUAAUUUGCAAAAGUGUCCAGAUCAGAAUGUUUUUUAAAUGGAAUAAGCAGUGUUCUAUAACAGUUUUGACCUUUAUUGGGUUUUCUUGAAAGAGACAUUAACUGGUUACUGUUUAAAAGAACUAUAUGUACUAUGAUUGUAAUAAAACUAUGAAGUAGAAA